AUGUUUCGAGGGGCGUUCCUGUUAUUUAUCGUGUGCUGGGUCAGUGCUGAGAGGUGCUAUUGGAACGCAGAAUGCCCUUACCUUAUGUAUUCGACCAAGACCCCGUACGACACAGUCCGAGGUGACAUCAGGGAUCACCCGAAACUGGAGAAUUGCGAGGCCGUCAGCAUAUGGUCGCUGCACAGACACGGAAACCGCAACCCUGGCUCCAGCGUCACGGAGAGCAUUAAGGGGGUAGCAGGCUUGAAGGAUGAGAUCAUCAGAAGUUUCGAGAGCGGCAGAGGGCAACUAUGCUCGCAGGAGAUUGAAGAUUUCCGCAAAUGGAAAUGGAACGAAACCCUUGAGGUGUCACAGUCUUUCCUCACUGGCACUGGCUACGAGGAGCUCUACGAUAUAGCCAAACGCAUCAGAGAAAGGUACCCUCAUCUGCUUCAAGGUCCCGAUGGGAAGUAUUACUUCAGAAGUACCAACGAGCAGCGUACUGUCACCAGCGGAAUGGCCUUCGUUCACGGCCUCGCUGAAGGCACCAAUCUGAAUCUCACUGUGGACGGACCCUGGGAGAGAGAUGAUAUCAUUCGACCAUAUCAGAACUGUGAUAGAUACCAAAUUGACGUGAAAGGUGGCCAACAGCUUGUAGAUGAGAUGGCAGCAUAUUUUAGUACUGAUGAGUUUAAAGUUGUCCAGAGAAAUGUGCAGGAGCGUCUCGGCAUACAAACCCAGUUGUCUUCAGACGAUGUUUAUGCUUUGUACGAGAUAUGCCGCUUCUACAGAUCCUGGACGGCAACGAAACAGUCUCCCUGGUGCGCCGCGUUCUCGGACCAGGAUCUCGUAGUCUUGGAGUACAGGGAUGAUGUACGGCAUUAUCACAGAAAUGGAUAUGGAUCUUGGGUAAACGUCAACUUGGGCGGGCCCGUGCUUAAGGAUCUGUACGAGAGCUUCGACGCUGUCAUUAAUGGCGCCGGCAGGAACGUGGUGUCUUACUUCACGCACGACACCAUGCUGGAGAUGGCCUUCUGCGCCAUGGGCUUGUUCAAGGACGCAGCUGCGAUCAGAGGCUCCGUGAGGAAUCCGAACAGGCUCUGGAAAACCAGUCAAAUUGCAUCGUUCUCUGUGAAUUUUAUCGCCGUUUUGAACAGUUGCCAAGAGUCGGGCACACAGACGUAUAGGGUGCAAUUCUUCGUCAACGAACUGACGUCAGAUCUGUGCCCUCACGCUGGCUGCACUUGGGAGCAGUUCCAGGGCAUGUUCCAGAAGUUCACAUCUUCGAACCUGGACUUCUGCAGCUUAAGCUAUACGGCAGAUGAGCCAGCAAGCGACAGCGCUCCUCGUUUACCUUUGGGGCAGGAGGAGGGGGGCGCGUGGCGCCGGUGCGGGGGUGGGGGGCGUGUCUCUGUGCUCGCGGCGCGGCGCGCGCACUCCUCCCCCGGCCUCCAACGCGAUACAUACUCCAUGGCAAUAAAUUAUCAUAAA
Iphiclides podalirius (scarce swallowtail) is the source of this 1470-nucleotide messenger RNA. The record is from the annotation of a GenBank genome assembly. NCBI's taxonomy places the organism in Eukaryota, Metazoa, Arthropoda, Insecta, Lepidoptera, Papilionidae.